Messenger RNA from Zootoca vivipara (common lizard), 6605 nucleotides. RefSeq names its product serine hydroxymethyltransferase 1 (gene SHMT1). Gene Ontology annotation, biological process: tetrahydrofolate interconversion. Lineage: Eukaryota; Metazoa; Chordata; Lepidosauria; Squamata; Lacertidae. The record is from RefSeq and is a predicted model, not a curated record. Gene Ontology annotation, cellular component: nucleus; mitochondrion; cytoplasm. Gene Ontology annotation, molecular function: pyridoxal phosphate binding; glycine hydroxymethyltransferase activity.
GACGCAGACGGAGAACUGGCAAGCGGAUCGCGCUGAUUGGCUGCGGACCGAGCCAGAAAGUGCUGAAGGUUCCAUUCCGCGGAGCGCGCUGGGCCUUGAGGAUUUAAGCCUAGGAGUCGAGGGCAAGCUCGCUCUUUCUUUCGAGGGAUUCUCCAGCACGUGGCGGGGGACUGAGGAAUCCGUUUCAGCUUCCAAAGUUUUGGGGCUCCCGUUUGCCUGCCCUCCGGCAAAUCCUCUGCCGUUCUUUCUCUCCGGGCCUCUGCAAACCUGUGCUGCCAUGGCCAACGCAGAUGGAAACCCCAUAACUAAGGAGGAGUGGGCCUCUCACAACAAGAUGGUGAUGGAGCCUCUAGACUCCAACGACCCAGAGGUCUACGACAUCAUCAAGAAGGAGAAGCGGCGGCAGCGGCUCGGCUUGGAGCUGAUUGCGUCGGAGAACUUCGCCAGCCGGGCGGUUCUGGAGGCCCUGGGCUCUUGCAUGAACAACAAAUAUUCAGAGGGAUACCCGGGACAAAGGUACUAUGGUGGGACGGAGUUUGUGGACGAGCUGGAGAGGCUGUGUCAGAAAAGAGCUCUGGCAGCUUAUGGGCUGGACCCACAGAAGUGGGGAGUGAAUGUUCAGCCCUACUCAGGGUCUCCAGCGAACUUUGCAGUAUACACAGCCCUCGUAGAGCCCCACGGAAGGAUCAUGGGCUUGGAUUUGCCAGAUGGAGGCCACCUGACCCACGGCUUCAUGACGGACAAGAAGAAGAUCUCGGCCACCUCCAUCUUCUUUGAGUCCAUGCCUUACAAGGUCAACCCUGAAACUGGUUACAUCGACUAUGACAGGCUGGAGGAGAAUGCCCGCUUGUUCCACCCAAAGCUGAUCAUUGCAGGGGUCAGCUGUUAUUCGCGGAACCUGGACUACGCUCGCAUGAGGAAGAUUGCUGAUGAGAACGGGGCAUUCCUGAUGGCUGACAUGGCCCACAUCAGCGGCUUGGUGGCUGCCAACGUGGUGCCGUCCCCCUUCGAGCACUGCGACGUGGUCUCGACCACGACGCACAAAACCCUCCGGGGGUGCCGGGCAGGCAUGAUUUUCUACCGGAAAGGUGCCCGCAGUGUGGAUCCGAAAACGGGGAAAGAAAUCCCGUACAACUUUGAAAGCCUGAUCAACCAAGCAGUGUUCCCUGGUCUACAGGGAGGGCCUCACAACCAUGCCAUUGCGGGAAUUGCGGUAGCUCUGAAGCAAGCCAUGACUCCGGAAUUCAGAGCUUAUCAGAGGCAGGUCGUCGCCAACUGCAAGGCCUUAUCCAACGCCCUUGUUGGCUUGGGAUAUCACAUUGUUACCGGCGGCUCUGACAACCAUUUGAUCCUGGUGGACCUGCGCAGCCGAGGCACGGACGGAGGGCGGGCUGAACGGGUCCUUGAGCUCUGCUCUAUUGCAUGCAACAAGAACACCUGUCCAGGAGACAAGAGUGCCCUGCGCCCCAGCGGUCUUCGGUUGGGAACACCAGCCCUUACCUCCAGGGGAUUCUUGGAAGAGGACUUCCGGAAAGUCGCUCACUUCAUCCAUAAAGGUAUCGAGCUCACCUUGCAGGUCCAGAGCGACAUGAGUCCCAAAGCGACGCUGAGAGAGUUUAAGGAGAAGCUGGUGUCUGACGAGAAGUACCAAGCUCCCUUGAGAUCCCUCCGGCAGGAGGUGGAGGCCUUUGCAGAUACCUUCCCCCUCCCUGGCUUGCCUGUUCUAUAAAAUAAAAGCCACAGCUCCCCCCUGCGCCAGAAGAACAGCAAGGAAACUCCUGCCUGGAACAGCCACGGUUCUUCUUGGCUGCUUUGAAGUGUGGGUUGUCUCGCCAAGCUGCCCUCCCGUAAAAGGGAUUUAGGAGGAAUCGAGGCAUCUCCAGUGCCCACUUUUCUUUACUGUUCUUAGAAGCAGAGCUGCUCUUGAAACAUGCUCUUUAACCAACCUCUACCCCAUCUUUUAAAAAUACGUUGCAUUAAAUAUGGACCCCAGGAGGAAAUGGGCACAGGCCAAAUGAAGCUUUAAAAUCCUCAGUCGGUGGGGUUAACAGCUGUAUUAAUGGACACCCCAUAAUUAUACCCCUGGCAGUGGUAAUGAAGCCCCAAGAGAGAUGUGCCACACAGUUGCUGCGAAUGGAAAUCACAGUAAAAAAUAUUGCAUACAGAAUCAACCCAUACCCAAAGGUCUUGAAUGGAAGAGGCUGAGAGAUGGCGGAAGGGGGGAAAAUACAAUGCCGACAGCAACUCGAAGCUCCCCCGAGGUUUGAAUAAACGUCAAACUGGGUCAUGAGGAAGAAUGAAUCUGAUUUUUUUUUGCCGGGUUUGAGCUUCUCCGUUAAAGCUGGCUUCUUGGAGAAAACAGAUUUGCUCCAAGUCUAAGCAACAAACAACAAAAAGGUAGAUCUUCGUGCCGAGCAUAGCUUGAGCCGCUUUCAAACCAGAGUUUUCUCUUCAUUCAGGAAAACUCAAACCAGAGCCUUCCUUCGCAGUGCGGCUUUGGUUUACGGAACCCCCUGCCACAAGGAUUGGGGGUGGCCAUGAGCAUUUAGCAGGGGUAUUAAGAGCACAGAUCUGUCACUAGGGGUCAGUCAUGAAACGUGCAACCCGGAAGAAAGGGCUGCAGUGUGGAACGCUCCUCUGUUCCAGUAAGACGGUUACGCCUCUGUGAUACAUUUCAUCCCACCUGGUUUUCCAUUCCCACCCUGUUGCAGUGGGGUCCCCCCCACACACUUUUUUACUUUCUCCCCUUAAAAGAUUUCUCGUAUUUCUGCAAAGCUUGGGGAGUCUCCCUGAAGCCUCUGUGGCUGAUGACCUUUGGGCUACUAGAGCAGGGUGCUCACAUCUGAAAACUGGAAAGCUAAACAGAAUCCUCUCAUUCAGAGACAGUGUACCACUGAACCCUCACCGAUCUGCUAGGCAGCUGGCUGUUGCCUUUGUGGCCUGCUUGUGGGUCUCUCAGAGGCACAUAGCUAGUCUGCGGGGAACAAGGCUAGACGAACCUUCCAGUCGGAUCCAGCUGUUUUGCGUGGCUUGUGCCUGAUAUAAUCUCUAGACUACCAAGAUUUCAGCCGUGUAUAGUGAUACCUGGAAAGGGGCGAAGAUAACGUUUCUCCAUUCACCAACAUCGCUGUGGAAUAGCAACUGGCUCAAGUUUCCUAUCGCUGGAGAACGGGGAGAGUUUAAGCAAACCAUCUCAGAUAUUUAACUUUAUCAGAGCGGGCCUACCCUGAACGUAAGAAAAGUCCCGACGCGUCAGCCCAUUGGCCAGUCUAGUCCAGAAUCCUCUUCUCACAAUGGCCAACCAGGUCUCUGCUGGAAACCUGCAAGCAGGAUCUAAGCACAAGAGCGCUCUCUCCACCUGUGGCUCCCAACAAUGGUUAUUUGAAAGCAACGUAGCAAGGCGAAAUUCUGUAACUCUAAAUCCAAGGCAUGGGACCCUCGGCUACAUUAGUAAAGAAACAGCGAUUUGGAUGCACUAUAAACAUGCAACACUAGAUCGCGCCAGAGACCAGGAAUUUUUAAAACGCGAUUUUCCAUAGAGAUUUUUUUUCUUUCGUUAAAGCGAUCUUAUUUCCUGUUUAGAUCCACCCAUGGCUAGCCUCUUGCGCUGCUCAACUCCCAACAUUUGUGGUUGCCAUACUCCAGUCCUCCCCCCCCCCCCCCGCUUUUGUAUCAGACACAGGAGCUCAGAAAUAAGAGUCAGGACAAUUUUUUACUAAGCACAAUAAAAUCAAGAAUUGAACCACAAUAUACGCCAAGGGUUAAAUAAGCUUUAAAAAAUACAACCAGUAUAUAUAUAUUUUUUGUAUUUCAAAAAUAUCUUGAGCCCAAAUAAAUAAUUUCUUCUUCUUCUUCUUCCCCCUGCCUCCAAUGUACAUUUUAUCAUUGUAGUCACUGGGUGUUGAGUAUUGUUGGUGAAGCGCUUGUGCAGUACAUACCUUAACAGCACUAAGACACGGAAUGCUUCAGAUUUUCUUCAGUGAAGAUGCCCCGUUUCCCUCCCUCUCUUAACUACUGCCUAAGCGCAAAGUGUUGUGUUCCUAAAAGUGCGGACAAGGAACGGAAUAUGCAGUUAGGAAGAUCACUUGGUGGGGUUGUUACUUCCAGGGAGCUGCUAGCCCAGUCCAGUCAAGAUGGAGAAAGGUCAAGUAGUUGGUUGGCAAGAGGGAAACUGCAGAAUUAUGGGGCCCAGCGCCUGGGCUUUCCACAGCACCCAGAGGGGACCGCGAUCCUGCGUGUUGUGUCCGCAAGCAGGUCAUCGCCAGCUCCGUGCAUGUAGUGCGCCAACGCCAAUUCACAUGUCUCAAGGGGCCGAUUGUACCUAAGCUGCUCAAUCUGUGGGCCACUCAUGUCCUCUGUGUGUGAUGUUCGCAUGGAUCAGCCUAUGGUUAUAUUUGCUAGAUUAAAGCAGCAGAGAUCUGCAAACACAUCAAUUGCCAAAUGGCUAGAUGAGCUCCGUUACGUAAGCAGCUCAUACUGAGAGGAUGCGGAAUGGGGCAAGGGUGUAGGAUCUGCCUUCCUCUUGACGCUAGAACCACUGAUGGAAGCGGGGGAGCUUCUACCCGGCUCCUCCCCACUCUGUCCUGCAUGGAUUUCCCCUUUCUCUCUGCCAGCAGUAAUCAUGGUUUGUUUGUCUUUUAACCACAUCUGCCAGGAGCUUAUAGCUAACUAGGAUUAGCUUGUAAACCAGGAUUUGAGGCUGGUUGGCAGUGCUAGGAUGUAAUACCACUCUUAAAACUGACCAAGGGGCAGAAGAGGACGUUUGAGCCUGUGGGAUGUUGGCAAUCUGUUAGGGAUUGGCUAAGGACAUGAAAGCAGAAAGCUAGUUUGCGUUACAAGGCUCUGCAGGUGAUUGGACUUGGCUCUUGAGAAAAGGAAGGUGCUCGCUAGCAGGCCUUGUAUCUACAUAUAUGUGGAACCCCCCCCCCCCUUUUUAAAGUCAGCAGUGCCACACCACUGAAUCUAUGGCACGCUCGUGAACCGCCAAGACCGAUUCCAGAGCCUCGCAAUUCACGGAUCUUGUUUCCAUCAUGCAAGAGGUCAGGCAUACCUGCAAAGUGUAACAGGUCCCUUUUGCACCUGCAAAAAUAAUAAGCAAUGCCGAAGCCCUAAACACUGUCUGAAGGGCAGAGUAGAUAGGACUACUGUGAAUUCAGAUCAGUCCCUCAGGGAUCUUUCAUGUAUUUCUGCUUAUAGUGCAAGCUUUGAAAAGGCAAAUUCUUAAGAUGUUCAGAUGGAAAGGCAUUGCUCAGCAAAAUCAGAACAGAAGUCUCUGUUGGGCCCAAGCCUGGGCACCCAGAAGACCUUGUGAGAUUUUGUGUCUCCAUUACAGGGAUAAUCCCAAAUAAACUGCAGGUGUCCAUUUGUGUAUUGGCAGUGGUGGCGGGAGAAAUAUCCGAACACAAGGCUACUGUGCAAACUAGGCUUUUUAGGAAGGCAAGAAAAGCUAUCUCUUCAGAGGGACACACACAUUCCUUCAGCAAUUUGAGAAAGUAUUGCCUCCCACCAUCAAAGGAGGAAAAGUCUAUUAAAUGAAGGCUUGGUCUUGAGAUUAAGGGAGAUGUCUUAAGAAAAGCCUGCCAAAUGCAAAGUAUCUAAAACUGGAGAGGCUUCUUGGGAUAGACCAGCCUUCCCCAAACGCUGGCUGCUGUAGCAGCCGUAGUCCAAAACAUCUGGAGGGCACGAGGCUGGGAAACACUGACCUAGAUGUGCCAAAAAUGGCAUCCCACUGGCUAGGUUGAUUACCUGAAAUAUCCAGAGACAUUCACUAUACUGUGGCUCCCAAACACCAACGGUGAAGGGGGAAACUCGUGUGGUGAUGUCGCAACAUGGGCAAAUAUUCCUAAACUGUACAGGGGGAGAACUAGACUCAAUGAUAGCAUUUGGGGAGAUACUGCUGCUAUGAUUUCACUGCAAAGCACAAAGGAUUUCCCUCCACCAUCUUUAUGAACGAACAGCCACCCAAUAGACUUUUUUUUUGGGGGGGGGAGAGAAGGAGAGGUAGAAAGCAGCACAGGGGUGCUAUCUUCUCCCUGAAAAGCUUUGAAACUUAUCUACCUGCUUUGCUGAGGGACAGGCGGGGCCACGCCUUGGAAGCCUGGCUGCUGUGAAGCCACCAUGGGGCUGUCUGCAUCAAAAGAUGUUGUCCACCCACCCACCCCGCUCUCGUAGAAAAGCUUUGCCUGCAACUCCAUCGUGGUUGACAACGUAGCUGGGUUUCCCAGCCCUAUUUGAGAACAAUAGUGCACCAGGGCAAGAUUCAAGCAAAAUUUGUCUGUGCCGUUCCCUCAAGAUCCCUUUUCUCUGAUACAAAGCAGCAAAGUGUCAUACGGGUGGCCUCUACCAACCCAUUACUUGAGGAACUAAAAAGUGCAGCAUUAACAAUUUAUAUAUAUAUAUAUAUAUAUAUACAUAUACACACACACACACACAAAGUGCAGCUUUGCAUCAAGUUUUCCAGUACUCUUAAAACACCAAACUCGACACUCGCCCUUGAAGCUUCAUCUGGUGGUACAUUCAGUUCCAGAACUCUGUCACACAUAAUUGCAUUGAACAGAGGUUUUAAAAUAUCUUAAGUCCAGUUACUCUUGUAAAACGUGUGUCUU